This is a messenger RNA of Coffea eugenioides, 1149 nucleotides long. Its product is annotated as GEM-like protein 7. Lineage: Eukaryota; Viridiplantae; Streptophyta; Magnoliopsida; Gentianales; Rubiaceae. Bases 187 to 921 code for a protein of 244 amino acids. The transcript has 4 exons. The record is from RefSeq and is a predicted model, not a curated record.
CCCUUCCCUCCCUUCUUCCUCCUACUUACAUAUGAUACUAGAAGAAGUAUAACGAAACAAACUACAGCUAAUUUUCACCGGGACAGAGUCAUUAUUAUAGUCUCCGUAUUCCUCCCAAGUCCAAGCAGUGGAAAUAUACUUAGUACUCUGAUUAAUUCAUUCCGCGUUGAGGUGCUAAAAAUCAAUAUGAAGAACGAUCAUCAUCAAGAAUUUGAUCAUCAUCAAGAUUAUUUCUUUCAGAUGGGUUCUUAUGGAACUGCAACUCCUGAAAGUGAGAGGCCCACUUCAUUUUCUGAACCUGCUACCUCAUGCCAGAGUCCCUCCUCCUCAGCUGAUCCUCUUUCCCCGAUCUUCAAAACCGAAGACAAGGGAGACGAUUCCAAGGUGGUGGUUCAAAAGAAGAAGAAAAAAUUAGAGAGGAAGGCCAACAGUUAUGUUUACAGAAUUCGUGAGCAUGUGAAAUUGGGGCCUAAAUUUUCUGAAACAGUGAAGGGGAAGUUGAGUUUGGGGGCGAAAAUAAUUCGAAAAGGGGGGCGAGAGAAUAUAUUCAGGCAAAUAUUUAGUGUAAGUGAUGGGGAGCAGCUGCUAAAAGCUUCGCAAUGCUAUUUGUCAACAACCGCUGGUCCAAUUGCUGGAAUCCUCUUUAUUUCCACCGAAAAGGUUGCUUUCUGCAGUGAAAGACCAGUUACCUUAUCGGCCUCUCCCGGAGGUGUUGUUAGAACACCAUACAAGGUUUCAAUCCCCGUGAGAAAGGUCAAAAAGGCCAAUGAAAGUGCGAACGUUGAGAAGCCGGCAAAGAAGUACAUAGAAAUAGUUACCGACGACAAUUUCGAGUUCUGGUUUAUGGGAUUUGUACGCUAUGAAAAAGCCUUGAAGAAUCUCCGCAAGGCAAUUUCCAUGUCCAGCUCAAUGCCCUUUUAGGUUUAGCAAAGUUCGGGUAGAGCAAUAUACAGUUGUGCUUAGCGUAUGGUCUCGUGAAGAUGAGAAGAGUCUUGCAUUAGUUUGUAAUUCUCCGCUCAUUCAGUCAACAGUGUGAGAUUUAAGUCGUUUGGAUUGUUAUUUUUAGAAGUUUUUGUAGAAGAAUAUAUUAUAGUAGUUUGAUGUAUAUGAGGUAAAAAGAUGAUUAGAAAAUAUUUUCACGAAAAAACA